Messenger RNA from Eremomyces bilateralis CBS 781.70, 1602 nucleotides. RefSeq lists its product as uncharacterized. The record is from RefSeq and is a predicted model, not a curated record. The coding region runs from base 1 to 1602 and encodes 533 amino acids. NCBI's taxonomy places the organism in Eukaryota, Fungi, Ascomycota, Dothideomycetes, Eremomycetales, Eremomycetaceae. The transcript is spliced from 2 exons.
AUGGGUCUCCCAGUAUGGAAAGCUCCUGUGCCGGUUGACACCGCCAAAGCAAGAGCCGAUGCGUCUGUCGCACAACGAUCCCCCAUUCGCCGACGUCGUUCACCCCAGGUAUCGCGUGCUGCCCCUCAUCGACGCGUGCACGUCGCCUCAGGCACCAUCUCUGGUUCCGCGACCGAGAGAUCUCGUCGACCGUACGAUCCUCGUUCGGCAUGGACGUCCUUGGACGAGCUCCAAAAUUUCCAACAUUCCUCCGGCGCCAACCUGGCCCAGCUGCUCCGGUCAACCGCCGUCUCCUUCGGCGACGCGCAGGAUCGUGAUACAUACAGGCAGUUGGCCGAGAGCAGAUUAGAUGCGCGUCAACGACUGCACGUUGCUAGCCUCCCUCCCGCUGAAAUUUCCGGUCAAGAUAGCCAAACGUCGACGUCGCGCUCGACGCCGUUCGGGUACCCCGAUGACUUUCCACCCUUGCGCCGCAUGAGUGGACGCUCCGUCAAUGACCUUGCGGAUCCGUCGGGUCGUGAGGAAACCCAGGUCCCAGGAAACUCGAGCAGAGCUCGUGUUGAUGGAUUGGGUGACCGCGAGCGAAGCCUCCCUCCAGACGAGGACAGCUGGGAAACGAUGCUAACGACCAUCACUCCGGAUCCUCAUCCUCCCAGUGCAGGUUCAUCCUUCACCACUGCCGUCGCAACCGCAUCUUUUUCAGGAGCCCGCCCGGAAUCAAACCCACGCGAAGGGUCGGAUUCUCGGUCGCAGUCGAAUUCCCGCUCGAACAGCACCUCGUACUCGGCUCGUUCUUCGCAAACCCAUUUGACCGUGCCUUUUAACCAGUCCUCGGAGGAUGAAGAGCCACUCCCGGAGCACUCGCGACGAUCCGAUCGUCGUCAACCUCCCCCUGUUCCGUCCUAUAGGGUUCGGCACUACACCACCGAUUCUGUAUCCGAUUGCGAUCAAGAUACGGAUAUCGAUGGAGAUACCAAUCCCCUCCCGAGCGGAAAUCCUAGUUUCCGCGAUCAAUCCACCGCACCUCUUGACCCCCUUCGAUCUCAACCCUCGUCCAUGCCACCCCGAGCCCCAACCGCUCCCCCCCGUCUUCAUCCGCUCGAUACCGUUGCGUUCGACGCCCCACACAACCUACGCACGCGCCGCGAGCCCCAUGUCGGCCUCAUACCCCACGCGCAAGACCCAACCGAUGGCCCCGAACGGAUCCACUUCGCGCCCGACGCAUAUGGGUUCCAUUCCCGCCCACCCCGCAUCCUCCCCGGCUCCCGCUCCCCGAUGCCCGCCCACACCGACGCUCUCCACUACCUCCCCCCUGCCCAGCGCCCCCUCUCCCCACGCACCGUCCGCCGCAGCCACGCGAUGGAUCGCGACCGCGCGCGGCGCCGACAGCGCCCCCACGUCGUGACUGAGCAGGACGUCAUCGACGGGAUGCGAGCGGAUCCAGAAUUCGCGGCGCCGGAAGAUCUCAUGGACCCGGACUUGGAGGAGGUGCAGAGCGUGCUGGCGCGGUUGGCGCAGCGCGAAGAUAUCGAUGACGAGUGGUGGAUCCGUGCCGGGUUGCGGGAUCUGGUCGGCCGGCUCGGUACCACAGGGAGAUUUUGA